Molecule: messenger RNA, 349 nt
Organism: Cuscuta campestris
Lineage: Eukaryota; Viridiplantae; Streptophyta; Magnoliopsida; Solanales; Convolvulaceae
Source: the annotation of a GenBank genome assembly
GUCAUCCAGAACCUCACUAGUGCGCCACUCUCUCCACCAAAUUUAGCUCUUGUGGUCACCGUACAAAACACUAAGUCUCAUGAAAAAGAAUUAAAGGAUGAUUCAAGCGCUGAAUCACAUGUUGGGGAUGCUAUGGACAGUAGGCCUAAACUCAUGAAUGAAGAUGACGAGAGGUCCAACGCCGUUGAAAUUAAUGAAGAGCUUGCCCUUCUAGAAGGUGCCAACAAGGUGGCAAAUGCAGAUAAUAAGCAGGCAGAUAACCCCUUUUCAUUUGACACCAUUAAGUUGUUUGACAAUGUUGAUGCGGUCAAGUCAAAGCACCAAGUUUCACCGAGAGAACCUACACUGG